AUGGGACUUCAUUGUGGUGCAGCAAUCGAGCGUAUCAGUUGCUCAAGGCAUGACUUUACUGAUCAGCAGUUUCAUACUUUCAAUGGGACUCAAGGACAUACAGUAGCUGAAGCUUGGAUUUCAGAUAUCCAACUGCUGCACGACACACUCAAGUGUACAAAUGAGAAAAAGUUGACAUACACCGUAUUAAGGCUAACUGGUGAAGCCCUUAAGUGGUGGAAGUCCCAGGGUACUAUGACAGUGGAACAAUACUCAAUUAAAUUCACUGAGUUAGCCAGGUUUGGUAUUAAUCUUAUUCCUGACGAAGUAUCAAAGACGGAAUGUUUUGAAAAUGGCCUUAACUCUCGCAUCAAGGAAAGAGUUGUCUACCAUGAGAUUAAAAACUAUGCUCGAUUAGUAAACAUAGCAUCCCUUGCUGAGAGGGCAAUUCGUGAGACAUCUGCAACUUACGAACAUAGGAAACGGUCAAUGCCUCAGGCAUCCUAUCCCUCCAAACGAUUUGUCAUAGGGACUAGCUCCAAACCGGCGGACCACAAGAUUUUUCCUCCUCCAGUAGGAAAUCAGAAGGCUGCUUGUCCCGAAUGUGGAAGAAUACAUUUUGGAGAUUGCAAGAGCGAAAGUACCAGUUGUUUCCGAUGUGGUCAAAGGGGCCAUUUUAAGAAGGAUUGUCCAAUGAAUACUACGGGAGGAGCUGGAGCACAAAGGAAUGACUUCCAACAAAGAAGGCCUGCUCAAGCGAGAGUAUAUACGUUGACCCCCGUAGAUGACGAUGAGAAUGAUGAAGCAAACAAUGAUAUAGUGAUAGGUACCAUUUCUUUAUUUGGUACUCUUGCGUGUACUCUCUUUGAUUGUAGAGCUACACAUUCAUUCAUUUCUGCAGUAUACGCUAAGAUUUGUCAUAUUAGUACACGACCAUUAGGGCAAGAUUGGUCGGUACAAACACCAGGAGGAGAAAUGAUAAAUGAAUUACUAUCAUCAUUGAGGGAUGAGUAUAAGCAUAGUCAUGUAGAAUUAAAAUAA
This is a messenger RNA of Corylus avellana, 1020 nucleotides long. The record is from RefSeq and is a predicted model, not a curated record. Lineage: Eukaryota; Viridiplantae; Streptophyta; Magnoliopsida; Fagales; Betulaceae.